AUGGUCCGUUUCAAAAAUCGGUGGAUCCUGGUUGAAUUCCUUACACCAUCUAACGCAGAGCCCACACGCGAGCUCAGCGGCCAGGCGAUCUUUUCUGCGCUGCGCGAGAGCGUGGUGACCAACUUCGGCGAUGUUGGAUGGGGCGCUGUUGGGGCUUCACUCAGUGUGAAGUACUUCUCGCCAACAACGAAUCUCUGCAUCAUUCGCGUCGGGCGAGACCCGCACCGUAUAGCGUGGGCGGCAGCUGCACUCCUCACGUCAAUCGACGGCCGCCAAGUCAUUCCAAACGUCGUGCAUGUCUCUGGGACGAUCAAGCACACACAAUUCGCUGCGAUCGAACAUAACCGGGUGAUCAUAGCAAAGUUCAGAGCGAAGGCCAAGACGCCAGCCGGAUACCAGGACAGCUACUCACAGUUCCUCGAAACGAGUACUCGCGAAAUCAGCGCACUACAAGACUGA
Peniophora sp. CBMAI 1063 is the source of this 459-nucleotide messenger RNA. Lineage: Eukaryota; Fungi; Basidiomycota; Agaricomycetes; Russulales; Peniophoraceae. The record is from the annotation of a GenBank genome assembly.